This is a messenger RNA of Tachysurus fulvidraco (yellow catfish), 3113 nucleotides long. RefSeq names its product gap junction protein alpha 4 (gene gja4). The transcript has 2 exons. Gene Ontology annotation, cellular component: connexin complex. NCBI's taxonomy places the organism in Eukaryota, Metazoa, Chordata, Actinopteri, Siluriformes, Bagridae. Gene Ontology annotation, biological process: cell communication. The record is from RefSeq and is a predicted model, not a curated record. Bases 155 to 1201 code for a protein of 348 amino acids.
UUCCUGUGGGAGUGCCUGGGAAAGUUACUCGCCCUCUGCUCUCUUACUGCCAGGAACACCAAGGCAUCAUUACAAGCUCGGUUACAGCUAAACAGACACACAGAGUUGCGGGAUCAUCAAAAGGCCAGGAAAAACAGAGAGACAGGUGCAGAGGAUGUCCAGAGGUGACUGGGGUUUAUUAGAAAACCUGUUAGAGGAAAGUCAGGAGUACUCAACUGGUGUUGGACGCGUGUGGCUCACUGUUCUUUUUCUCUUCCGUAUCCUCGUCUUGUGUACUGCAGCUGAGUCUGCAUGGGAUGACGAACAGGCCGAUUUUGUUUGCAACACCAAACAGCCCGGCUGUGAGGCUGUGUGCUACGACAAGGCUUUUCCUGUCUCUCAUUUCCGUUACUUUAUUCUGCAGGUCAUCUUUGUCUCUACACCCACCAUUUUAUAUUUUGGUUACGUGGCACUAAAGAAAAACAGGGUGCUAGAAGAGGAGAAAGAGAAGCAGCAUGUCAGACAGAAGGACCAAAAAAGCAAAGAAUUCAAGCUAGAUGUGAUACAGGAAGAGAAUGAAGAUGGGAUACCUCCACUAAAGGAAAAGAAGCUUCCUAAGCUCAGGGGGAAGCUACUGGGUGCAUACACUGUCAGCAUCAUCCUCAAAGUACUAAUUGAGGUUGGCUUUAUUGUUGGGUUGUGGUUCCUCUAUGGAUUUGUAAUUCAACCCAAGUAUGAAUGUCAGAGAAGUCCCUGCCCCCACACGGUGGACUGUUUUGUCUCUCGGCCCACCGAGAAGACCAUUUUCACUAUAUAUAUUCAGGCCAUAGCAUCGGUCUCUGUGUUGCUCAAUGUUGUAGAGCUUUUCCACCUUCUUCAACUGUCCAUUACACAUUACAUGGAGAAGAAGUACCAAUGUCAGCAGAUAGGGGUGCCACGAGUAAUAGAGAAAACUCCAACAAAACUGCAGUCAACCAAAGAUCGGGUUCGAACUUAUCAGGAAAAAGGAAAUCUAUAUCUUCCAGCAGAAAACAGCAGCUAUGCUCAGUCUGUCGUGGAGUGGACUGAGAAUAUGCCGCACCCAUCUGAUCGUAUGCUUCCAACAUACUUAAACUGUAUCAGUGACACCACAAAUAGAGGUCACUACAAAAAGGAUGUUUGCACCAAACCCAAUAAGAGUGCUGCUAAAGAGAAACACUCCAAUGAUCAACAUUAUGUGUGAGCUCAGGCGAUCAGUAUAUGUUCGUGUGUUUUGGAAAAUCAGAGGGCGGGAUGAAAUUCCACUUUCUGCUCCCAGAGCAUUUCUGUGAGACAGAUGCCAUUUCCUCCAUUUCCUGUUUGGAUAAAGUGGAAUGUACUUUGUUGUAAACUGGACAUUUAAGGAUAGGAAAGAGAGAUAGGGUAACACUGAUUGUCAAGCAUUAGUAAUUAGCAUUAGCAUCAGUAAAUAAGGUACAGUGAAACAUCAUAAUUUAAGGAAUAGUCUACUGUAGAGUGUUAAGAUUUUCGCUCAACCUAAUGCCUGCUAAUGAGCCAAAGUGUAUGUUUUAUAUGUUAAUGUGUAUGAUUAUACAUGUUCAUCUACAUGUGUGUUCUAUAUGUAGCUACAUACGUAUAUAAAUAACAUAUUAAUGAACAGUAUAGUAAAGAUGCAGGAUUUAGGUUUUUAACAUUAGUGGGCAGUGAAUGGCCACAACAGAGUUUCUUUAAUUAUAGUAUUUAACAUUUAACAUGCAUAAGGUAGCUACAUUCUAGGCCUAAUCACUAAGCUAUUGUAAAAUGUCACUUGAGACUAAAAGUCCAUCUGCUUCUGGGCUGCUUUUUGUGUUUCCUUUUUCUCUCUGUUUCUAUAAAUCUACAGCUGGUACCUGCAAAUAAUGUUGGAUAACAGCAUUGCAUGUUUGCUUACAAGUGAACCGAUUUUCUAAUUAGAACCAGCUAGCUAGCAGGUGCCAAAGAAUCAGAUGCAGUUGCAGGUAAAAUUCAGUUUAAUAAUAAACUCAGGCAAACUGUCAAAAUCAGCAUGUAGGAUCAAAAAUGUUAGGCAGGCUAUGGUCAGGUGAUUAGCAAAGCAAGGCAAAAUCAGCAAUGUAAGAAUGGAAACUAGGGUCAAAUUAUGAAAUCAGAAAGGCUUCAAACAACAAAAGGCAAAAUGAAAUUAAUUAAAUGAUUCUGAAAUAAAGUCCUUUUAAACAGUCUGUUUGUGUGUGUGUGUGUGUGUGUGUGUGUGUGUGUGUGUGUGUGUGUGUGUGUGUGUGUGUGUGUGUGUGUGUGUGUGUGUGUGUGUGAUGUGUGUGAUGUGUGUGAUGUGUGUGAUGUGUGUUUGACUGAACUCAAGCGCCUGGCUGGAGUGCAUUCCCGGGUGACUGCGUUUGUAGGACCAUUUUUUCUCCUUCAUUCCUGAAAAGACUAGUUAGCUUAAACUUUUACUGUAUCUGUGUAUAUUUAAAUGUAUUUAAUGUUUAUACUUUUCAUAAGCACAGUAUUGCAAGUAAUAACAAAAUUUCAACAUGUAGUCAAUAGAGAUAAUGUUACCUAGCCUAGCUAGUAGAUACAAAACUGAGAUAAUGUUGUUUUGGCAAAGCUACAGUAUUUUCAAUUUAUUUUGUAGCAGAGUCAAAACAGAAUCAAUCAGAAGCUACAAUAAACUGCUAAUUCUUGUUACCUGAGUGAACCAACAGUGAGAAUUGUCUGUACAAAAAAAGAAAUUCAUAGUGUGAUGGAUGGUCACGCAUAUGUCACACACAUACACAUGCAAAACUUAACACUACUGUAUGUGCCAAAUGUCUAAUAGGAAGCUAGCUGACUAGCAGCUAGCAUGCUUUACUUCAACUACUUUUAUCUCUGCUGUUUUUUGUUUUUUUUUUUGUAUUUUUAUAUUUUUCUAGAAAAAGGAGGAGGGGAGUCUCUGCAAUCUAAAUUAGCACAUCAAAUCAAUGUAACUAUCUAUGGAAUUAAACAGGCUUUCAAGUCUCUCAGGCAGUCUCAGGCAUUAGAGUCACCCACACUGUUAACAAAGAAGUGUAUUUCUACUUGUAUUAGACAAAAAUAUUCAAGUUAAAUAUACGAAUAUUAAUUAUAUUUUGCAUCUAUUCUAUUUGCUUUUAAUAAAGAUCAAUUGUUUUCCUUGUUUA